AUGAAAUUCGAUGUUGAUGCAGAAGUAAAAAAGCCAAGUCUAAAUCCACUAAAACAUCCAGACUUUUUCCAGGUACAUAAUCUUUUUACCGUACAAGAUUUAUUUGACGCCGGUGUUCAUUUGGGUCACAAGGAAGGUUCAAUGGACGAGCGUAUGCGACCCUUUAUUUUUGGCAAUCGUUUAGGACAUUUAAUUAUUGAUCUCGAUCAAACGGCGGAACUUCUGCGAGAGGCAUUAAAUUUCACAGCGCAUAUUGCAUUUCGUGAUGGCGUUAUUCUUUUUGUUUCACGAUCGCCACAAUCGACUUAUAUUGUUGACAAAACAGCAAUUGAGUGCAAUGAAUAUUCAUAUACGCGCAAAUGGCGCGGUGGAAUAUUUACAAAUUCAGAAAAAGAAUUCGGCGCUCUCACACGUCUGCCUGAUUUGUGUAUUCUCUUCUCAACAUUUAAUGAAGUAUUGAAGGAUCAUCCGGCGAUUGUUAAUUCGGCGAAAAUGUGUAUUCCAACUGUUGGCAUUGUCGAUACGAAUAGUAAUCCAAAUUUGAUAACGUAUCCAGUGCCUGGUAAUGACGAUUCAAUGACGGCUUUACAACUCUAUUGUAAAUUAUUCAAGGAAGCAGUUUUACGUGGCAAGGAGGCGAAAAACCGACUUCUAGGUCUGGAAUAA
Leptopilina heterotoma is the source of this 666-nucleotide messenger RNA. RefSeq names its product 28S ribosomal protein S2, mitochondrial (gene mRpS2). Lineage: Eukaryota; Metazoa; Arthropoda; Insecta; Hymenoptera; Figitidae. Gene Ontology annotation, molecular function: structural constituent of ribosome. The coding region runs from base 1 to 666 and encodes 221 amino acids. The transcript is spliced from 2 exons. Gene Ontology annotation, biological process: translation. The record is from RefSeq and is a predicted model, not a curated record. Gene Ontology annotation, cellular component: ribosome; mitochondrial small ribosomal subunit.